AUGAGCCAUGUCACGCAUGGUCAAUCUGAAGGAGAUCUCGUCAAGAUGACCUUAUGCGAUCCUUACCUAGCGUCGAAUCGCGAGAAUCUCGAGGCAGAAGAGGAAGACUAUUUGCACGAACCCGCACAGACACGAACAGACCUGAAGCAAAUAUACAAGUCUUACAAAGAAGACAACGUAGAACUUCAAGCUCUAAGUAAGAAAGAUGUUGUCGACCGGAUUGUGGAUGGAGAUUGGCGACGAGGUCUAUCGCACGAACAGUUCGCACAAAUUGACUUUGCGGUGUUGGAAGAGAAAGACACGAGCAUACGAUGGUCAGCGCUUAAGCUUGUUCCCUUGAUCGACGACAACGAUAAUGGGUCGACCAAGAGGAGGAAGGUCAGCCAUGAUCGAAGCACGUCGAUCCAACCACGCUAUCCAGAUAUGAACGCUGCCAUUUUCGUACAAAAUCUCAAGCAACAUAUAGCCCCUCUUGUGAAAGCCUGCUAUCACAUACAUCGCAUACCGUCGCUGAAUCUAUCGAUAGUAAGACUAUAUGUCAGCCCCAACGCACCUUUCCGCCCGCUAAGCAUCAAUGUACCACGAAAUCAGAAGCAUCCUACUGAUCUGGCACGGACCAUGUACAUUGCCCUACCAGACAGUUGUCCCUAUGUCUACGUCUCGAUCUCGGCAUCCACGGCCCCGAGACUGAAGGACAAGCACGAGAAAGCGCCAAUCAAGGUUGACAUUCUUGCAACGAAAAGAAUUGUGCUCGAGGCUAUUCCCAAAGCACUUUCACGACCACAGCGAAGAUGGAGUCUUGAGACGACGAAGCUGACAGCAAAGAGUUUACGUGCUAUGACGCUGUUGCGAGGUAGUGGUCUAGUCGGAAGUUGUGGUGGCCCUCUAUCGCAAUUCACACAGCCAGAAGCCUGCUCGCAAGGCAACUCCAAGAUCUUACCGACCUUCGAGGAAGGCGGGACAAUGCAGAGUACCGACCAACAACAAGCAGAGCGCGACAGAAAUGUGGACAGACGAUUUGGGCAUACGGAGGGUCCCAACCACGCAAAACUAGAUAAGCUACAAUUAAGGAUUAUCGACCUGUCUGCCUCACACAGAGGAAAGACGAAAAAACGAAAGAUGUGCAGCGACGAGGUUGCUGAUACUGAGCGCGCACCACUGACGAUCACUUUUACUGGCUCUGAUGUAUUUGCUGGGCUCAAAGAGUUCGCCAUGAAGUACCCUGACUUUGUGGACAUGGACAAAUUGCCUGGUGUGAUGACUGGAGAGACAGCUACGGCAAUGGCAGCGAUAUGA
Molecule: messenger RNA, 1296 nt
Organism: Lithohypha guttulata
Lineage: Eukaryota; Fungi; Ascomycota; Eurotiomycetes; Chaetothyriales; Trichomeriaceae
Gene: CHL4
Product: chromosome loss-related protein
Exons: 2
Coding region: 1-1296 (431 amino acids)
Biological process (GO): chromosome segregation; CENP-A containing chromatin assembly
Source: RefSeq, a predicted model, not a curated record